This is a messenger RNA of Rhinichthys klamathensis goyatoka, 1242 nucleotides long. It is a transcript of the gene gpd1a, whose product is annotated as glycerol-3-phosphate dehydrogenase 1a. Gene Ontology annotation, biological process: carbohydrate metabolic process; glycerol-3-phosphate catabolic process. Gene Ontology annotation, cellular component: cytosol; glycerol-3-phosphate dehydrogenase (FAD) complex. The record is from RefSeq and is a predicted model, not a curated record. The transcript is spliced from 8 exons. Gene Ontology annotation, molecular function: NAD binding; protein homodimerization activity; glycerol-3-phosphate dehydrogenase [NAD(P)+] activity. Lineage: Eukaryota; Metazoa; Chordata; Actinopteri; Cypriniformes; Leuciscidae. The coding region runs from base 107 to 1162 and encodes 351 amino acids.
GUGGCCUAUACGGACAACACUCAAGUGUGCGCUCGCUGCUCUGCGGUUUGAUUGACAGGUCUGAGUGACUAACUCAGCGAAGGAGCCGGUGAAGAUUCUCAGCGCAAUGUCAAGUCCUAAAAGAGUUUGCAUCGUCGGCUCUGGGAACUGGGGUUCUGCUAUUGCUAAGAUAGUUGGCAGAAAUGCCAGGAACAAUUCGAAGUUUCACUCCACGGUUAACAUGUGGGUGUUUGAAGAGAUGGUGGAAGGGCGUAAGCUCACAGAGAUCAUAAACACAGACCACGAGAACGUCAAGUAUUUGCCUGGACACAAGCUUCCAGAAAAUGUUGUUGCCGUGCCAGAUCUGCUCGACGCUGCCAAGAGUGCUGACAUCCUGAUCUUUGUGAUUCCACAUCAGUUCAUCGGUCGUGUUUGUGACACCAUAAAGGGCAAAAUCAAACAGGACGCGCUUGGAAUGUCCCUCAUCAAGGGGGUGGAUGAAGGGCCGGAUGGACUGAAGCUCAUCUCAGAGGUCAUUCACGAGAAGCUGGGCAUCAAGAUGAGCGUGUUGAUGGGAGCGAAUAUCGCCAACGAGGUGGCGGAUGAGAAAUUCUGCGAGACCACCAUUGGCUGCAGGGAUAAAACUGAGGGAGCGUUGCUUAAAGAACUCAUGCAGACGGAUCACUUCCGGGUCACGGUCGUACAGGAAGCAGAUGUGGUGGAGAUCUGUGGUGCACUGAAGAAUAUAGUGGCAGUAGGAGCAGGUUUCUGUGACGGCUUGGGCUUCGGUGACAACACAAAGGCUGCGGUGAUCAGACUGGGUCUCAUGGAGAUGAUCAGCUUUGCUCGGUUGUUCUGCACCGCCGGCUCGGUCUCUUCUGCAACUUUCUUGGAGAGCUGUGGCGUUGCUGAUCUCAUUACCACAUGUUACGGAGGACGAAAUCGGAAAGUCUCAGAGGCCUUCGCCAAGACUGGCAAGUCUCUCGAAGAGCUUGAGAAGGAAAUGUUGAAUGGUCAGAAGCUGCAGGGUCCAGCCACAGCCGCUGAAGUCCACACCAUACUUAAAAACAAAGGCGUACUCGACAAAUUUCCCCUUUUUAAUGCAGUGUACGAGAUCUGUUACGAGAGUCGGCCUGUUACUGAGUUCAUCCUCUGCUUGCAGAACCAUCCAGAACAUCAGUGAAAGAAGGACAGAGCUGCAAUACUGUGUGUGUGUGUGUGUGUGUGUGUGUGUGUGUGUGUGUGUGGUGUGUUUGUGAGCCC